ACUUGAAACACGUGACUUAAACAUGGGCCCGCACAGGAAAGGUCUGUUGAGUUUCGAAGGUGUCCGAAUCAAACCAGGCAGCACGCUAAUCGCAUUUUUAGAAAGCGUGUGUAAUCGUCACGAUUGCGAAGAAAACGUGCGAAAGAAAGCGGAGGACUUUCUAAAAUGCGAUGCUACUGGCAUACCUUUCGGGCCACUGCGUUCUUUGCGCGAAGCCGUGAACGCCGCGGGCGUCGGUGCUCCCGUUUAUUUACACAAACUGCUGGAGGGAUCGGAGCUCUGUUUACCGAGUCCCGUGACGCCUCCUCGCAACCCCGAACUGGAAGCUCGCGUGCAGAAGCUUAAGGCGCAGCAGCUGAAUCGGGACUACGACCGCAUGACAUCUGAUGUGGACGUUUGCCGCGCCAGGUCAUCGCCGUUCACCAAGGUCGGAGCAGAGGUGCGGCAAGUCAAGCAGCAGUCGUGGGCGCUGGUCAAUCUGCUGGUCACUGUUGCCGGGACGUUCGCUUUCUUCUACAAGGCGGUCGAGUAUUCGCUGCCCGAUCCCCACAUUCCCCUACAGGUCCUUGUUGGACUCAUCGCCUCCAUAGUGGUAGCCGUCGCUGAGUUGUACUUUUUGAUACGUGUCAUCUAGUCCAAGUGCACAGAUUGUCUUUAAAGUCAUAUCUGAUGUGUUUCUUGUGCUCAUUUUGAAGGCUCGAUCCUUUGUGCGGGGAUGUGCCAGAGCAGUGCAAUGUUUGUAGAAUCUGCCGCAACAUUUAUUCACUGGGUGGAAAUUGAGAGCAGUUCCUUUGCAUAACUUGUCAAACAAUGCUGUCGAAUUUUUGAUAGGAGGGACUGGUAAUGUGAGCUGCUAUCUCAUGGAAAUAUAUCUCUCUUUGUAUCAGGGACUGUAUUCGGUUUGCUUAAAUGGAUGCACCUUCUAUACUGGUUUUCCAAGCAAAGUUUUGUGGAAAGCAGCGCUGAAACAAGGGACUAGGAGACUCACGGAAACAGGCACUUGCUGACAUCUGGCCGUACUUAAUGUACCACCAAAGCAAAUGUUAUGAAACGAAACAGUGCUGCACACUUGUGAAGAUACAAGAAGAUGUGUGCACAAACACAUGGAAGACUUGAUUAAGAUUAGCAGUUGAGUUAGUCGACCAAUUUGUCAAAGAGCAAUGACGAUGGUAAACUGACACCUGUUGCACUUUUCUUGUGGAUUACAAACAUUCCGUGAAUCUCUUGAACAUGCAUGUCGCAUCUUUUUCAGUUCACUGAUCAAUCAGUUGCAGGCACACGUGCAAAAAUUAUACAAAUGUAAGGCCAAGUGGCUGGCAGUAAAUAUCUUGAGUGAAAAUAUUCACUUCCUCAGGCAUUUACUUCAUGAAGUAUUAUUAGUUCCUAGUUGGUGCCCAUAUCUGUAUUUCUCUUGAGACCACUCUUUGCCUUUGUGUAGGCUCUAGGAAGGUUUGAGCUGACAGAGAACUUUUUACAUAUGUGCCCAUUGAAAAAGUGCAUACAGUCUUGUUCUUCCUGCUAUGUUUAGUGUCACCAAAGAAUGUGAGUGUCUAUUUUUGUUGUCAUGUAGUUCCUGCCAUUAUUAUUAUUUUCUUUCCACUGGUGUAUUUUUUCAUUAAUUGCGUAAAUGACGAAUACAUGGCAGCUACAAGAAAAUGAAGUUGUGUUGAUUGUGUCUGCUUAGCUUGCAGAAAUUUGCAAGCUGUGGCCAGUUGCAUUUCUGUAAUAAAUGGCCGCAGCAUCAGUGGCAUUGCAGUAUGUGCUGCCUCUUGUGCCGCUAUCCAUCACUAAACUUUCUUUGAAGCUAGCUGAGAGCAGGCCUGUAGAAGUGUGUAAGGGUUUCUAAGAAGCUGUCCAGAAUGGGAAACUAAUGAGACCUAGUACAGGCACGAUCCUACAGUAGUCUACACGGCUGUCCGGGAAAGGGCAUGCCUGCAUGGGAUUUCCUAGUGCAGUGCUCACUGUAAAAAAAAUGUGUGUAUGUAAUGUGUGUUUAUGUACAGAGAAGGCCAGUGUGAUAGGGAACAUAUUAUCGAUGCUUGGGCAAAGGUUAGCACCAGUGUGACUUCAGAUAUUAUUCGCUAAUGCCGUAGUACUCACCAUGUCACUCUCCUCUCAAAGACCCUAUGCUUCUGUGCUUCUAUUCACCACUAAAGCAAGUAAAAUUCUUAGUCCUGAGUACAAAACGAGUUUCCUUUCCAUUGGAUCCGAUUGUACAUACAAAUUCACACACACACACACCUGAAUAAAAGAAAAAAUUUUUCUAUUUCUGACCUCACUGCUCUCAUCAUCGUUAAAGCCCCUCCAGCCUUUGACGCACGCCGCCGUUUACUAAUUCGUAAAACCUCGCCAGUUUCACUUAUGGGGUUUCCGCUCCCAGUGGUUCCUGAAUUUCCCAUUCACUGCUGUUGUAGAAUCGUACCUCUGUGGCAACAAAUGACGUUGCUUCCACUCGGAACAAGAAGCUGAGAUGACGUGAAUUCCACUUGCCAACGGAAGCCGAGAGGCUGAGUUACAGGGCACUGGGGAGGGGGAGGGUAGGCUGGCAGUACUUCAUGCUUUAUGGACGAGUGUUGCCUGUAGAUAGCAUGCCAGAAAGUUUGCGAAAUUUUCAUAUUGAGUACGAAGUUUCUGACUACACUUCUUUUCCAACACUGACUGACAGGCAGCAAGCGUCAUUUGUUGGUUUAGAGCAGGAGUACAGGAUGAGAAAGAAGCUUGGCAUGCGACUUGUAUUCUUUAGAAAGCACGGUCAGAGGAGACUGACCUGUGCAAGAUGUCUGGCUGCUGCUGUUUCACAUACGUGACGUAAAGCAAGUGAAGUGUACAUCUGUGGUUCACAUAUGACGAGAGCUGUCUGUACAAAUUCCAAACGAAGCCUUAGGUGGCUUGGGGUGAAGCUCACUUCCAGUUUUCUGCCUGGGGCUUCUACACUAUUGCUAUAGCGGAGACAUAUUCUUUUGAAUAUUCAUAUGAAAAAAUAUUUUCUUCGAUGUGCUUACUCCCGAUUCGUUUAGCACAUUUAGUUAGAAAAUAAACCUCUUUUGCAGGUAUUUAUAUGUCUCCUCAAGAGGUUCACCUGGUUGGCAGAAAUGUGUACGGAGGAGCUCUAAUUGCCAUGGGAAUUGCGCGGUCUUUAUCUCUUGUCUGUCACAGCAUUGUACAAAUAAUUUUUACUCCAUUCUACGUGCUUCACAAAAUUCACCUUCACUACAGUAGACACUAUUGGAAAAAUCUCCACUUGGCUCAAUUCUCCACCUGCUGCAGUGGCUAUGGCAUUCUGCUGCUUAGCGUGGGCAUGGAGGUUCGUUUCCUGUUUGCGAUUGUCACAUUGGAGGGGGGGUGGGGGGCAUAAUGUAAACGUGUGUGUGCUUAGGUACCUGAUAAAAAAAACCAGGUGUUCAUAAAUAAUCCGUAGCCCUCCACUGUGGCAGAGUAGUAGAGCUCUCGGUCCCUCAUGACCCACGGUGCGGUUUUAGAAAGUUAGAGCUUGCAAUUAAGGCUCAGUUUUUUAUGUAAUUGCGUUGUCUGGCAACCUCUGUUUAGUUCGCCUCUAUUUUGGCGCACCUCCUGUUAAGUUGCUGUGCUAUAAGGCAACACACAUACAAAAACUGCACAACUUCUUGGUUUUUCCUUUAAUCUGUACUGUUGUGACUUGCUGUUGCUACGGUGUUGUGCCGCUGAGAAUAAAGUAGAAGGUUCAGCUACCCAAGUAAUAUUGCGCAACAAAAAAAAGCGACGCGGACGUAAGAGAAGAAGACACACCAAGCGCAAACUUUCGACUAAGUUUAUUGUACCACUGAAUCGGUUUUUUACAUGUGAAACAGUGUUUUCAAUUGGAAGCUUUUUGAUGGUAAAUGAAUGCCAGAGGUGUGCUUGCUUCAAGCAAGUUAUUAUAGCAGGCAAAAUUUGCAGUAGCAUAUUUCUAGCAAGAUCACUAUGAUCUGAAAACAAUGUGUUGCUUGUCCGUCUCUGCUGUUCCAAGUUUGCUGCUGUGUGUUGCGUCUAAUGGUAAAAGAUUGUUCAAGAAGCGUUAAAGAAGAUUGUUACAGAGCACACACCUCGCAAGGUGUGCUCAGAGCUAGCUUAAAGAGUAAAAGACGUGCAGCUACACCCUUCUGCCUCCCUCCACGAUCCAGGGAUUUUACAAAUUUUAAUGUUCACAGGCUGGCGGCUAUACGUGUUAAAGAACCCCAAGCUAUCAAAAGCAAGUCAAAGACCCCUACUUGUGUCUGUCACAGUGUCACAGUCCCUGCAUUGCUAUCAGUCAUCUGUCGAUAGGCAAAUUUGCUGUGGCAUCAAUCAAUCUGUAAAAUGAACUUGAGAGUGUGACGGAAUCCUGUCGGCUCCCAAUGGCACAUCAUGAAAUAAAACAAAACACCGACCACAAAAGAUUUAGUAAGGUUAAUGUUUAGUGUUUAAGACAAGGUUAAUGUUUUGGCUCCCGCACGGGAACCUUGUUCACAGUUGAGACUAAAAGUGACAAAACAGUCGCUUAAGUAUAUCGUAUUAUGUGUCCGAGACAUCUAGCAUACACAGGUCGCAAAUUUCCAUUGUUUCGAUUAAGAGUGUCCGUCAUACUUUGAAUAUAACGUCACCCUAGAUAAUUUUCUUUCGCAAUCACACAUGCCUGAUCCCGGCUAAUAGCUGAUUUCAUAAUAAAUUUUUAAAAUGGCGUGGUUUCCUUGCAUAUCAUCGCAUUGCACAAAAACGAUGUGAAUUCGCUAUACACUGUCUCUUAUGUGGCGUCAGUUCUUUAGAAACCCGCAAGGUGGAGAAAGUUUCAUAAAAGGGAAAGAGUGAUACAAACCUUAAUUAUAGUCUGUAGAUGUUAGCCUGGCUUAGGGUUGGUAAUAUCGAUGAAUGAUUAGUCGAUUAAAUGUGUCCCACAACACCAUUAAUCUUCAUUGAUGUACACCUUUCAUUAAAUCGAAUUAGUCUAUUAGACCUGUUCGAUGAAUCGUUUUGUGAGAGUUUGACGGGAGUGGCGGGAGAGUUUUGAAAUUGUACUGGAAUGGCGGUGUACAAUCAGUGACUGUGCGGCUGUGGUGGUAGAGCCAAUGUUGACUGUUUUUCUGAGUUGCAAGUGAUGCCGAGCUGAACGCUUUCCCUCC
Molecule: messenger RNA, 5114 nt
Organism: Dermacentor andersoni
Lineage: Eukaryota; Metazoa; Arthropoda; Arachnida; Ixodida; Ixodidae
Product: transmembrane protein 199
Biological process (GO): vacuolar proton-transporting V-type ATPase complex assembly
Cellular component (GO): endomembrane system
Source: RefSeq, a predicted model, not a curated record